CUGUCUUCUCGAUACACGCAAAAAUCCGCCCUUUCAAUUUCUCUUUUUUCUUUUUACAGGGUCAGGGUUUCUUAGACGCGUUAUCUUUGAUUUUUAUUAUGUUAUUAAAUAAAAAAGAGGAAAGUUACCAAAGCCCCUCAAUAACCUCUCAAAAUUACAAAAUUUUUCUUCCACUUGUUGAACAAGUUUCUAGAUAAAGUAUGGCUAGGUUCUUCUGCUCUCUCUUCUCUGGAGUGGCAAUCUUGGAAUGGUUAUGAGUAAUGUUUCUGGACAUGAAAAUGCGGAAACUUAUUCGAUUCAAGGAGCUGAGGUAAAUCCUAUUUUGACAAGUCCAGCUGUUGAGCUAGUUGAAACCAUGUACAGCGAAGGAACCCCCGGGUUUGUUGCGGAUCAGGGCUUGUUUUAUCCUGCUGCCACUGAGUAUGGUUACUACUGUACAGGAUUUGAGACACCCGUCGAAUGGGAGGACCAUCAAAAGAUUUUUGGUGCAGAUGGUCCUGAAAUCCAGUAUGCGGGUGCACAAACUGAAUAUUUACCUUAUGUAUAUUAUGCACCGAGCUAUGCGUAUGCACAGUCUCCAUAUAACCCAUACAAUCCUUACAUACCUGGUGCUAUGAUAGGAGUUGAUGGCCCGUAUGCAGGGGAGCAACAAUAUUACACAGUUCCCCCUUAUCAGGACCCUGUAUCUUCAUCUGGCUACAUCCCUGUUGUUGUUCAACCAGAAGCCUUCCAAAAUGGUUCAGCAGAUCCUUUGUUAGAUACUAGCAUAGCACGCAAUAGUAGACCUGAUGGGAAAAGUUUCAAGCAUGGCAUUUCUUCAUCAUCUGCAGCCUUUGCUUGGAACCCCCCUAGACCUGCUUCAAACCAAACCAAUUCUUUGAACAGGAUAUCUGAAUGGCCAAAAGCUAAUGUUGGACCUGUUAAGCAAUCACAUGGAGGUGUUUCUUCUGGCAGUAUUCUUACUCAAGCUUCAUCACAUGUCCUUCAGGGUAGAAGUGCUUCUGGCCCAAUGCAUCCUAUUGACAACAUUUCAAAUAGCAAAGUCCGAUCUCAUCAGAACCAAUUAAAAGUCACUCUACCUGUCAGCAAUGACUUUUCUAAUUUUGGAUCAAGUGCUUAUGGCCGAACCUCAGUAGAUAAGCUUCGAUCUAAGUUUCAUGCUGGCAGAACUCUCAGUGCUCUGAAUGGAAAUGUGGAGCUGUUGGGUGAGCAGAAUCGUGGACCAAGGAUCAACAAUUUGAAAAACCAACCGGCUGUUAAAGCCUCCACAACCAAAGUGAGAGAUAAUAAUGAGCUAGGCAACAUUGUUAUACAGACUGAUCAGUACAACAAGGAUGAUUUCUCAACCAAUUAUGCAGAUGCAAAGUUUUUUGUAAUAAAAUCGUAUAGCGAGGAUGAUGUGCACAAGAGCAUCAAAUAUAAUGUGUGGUCAUCUACACCUCAUGGAAACAAAAAGCUGCACAGUGCAUUUGAACAUGCACAGAAACUAGAUUUGGGAAGACCUAGAGGCUGCCCUAUCUUUCUGUUUUUUUCUGUUAAUGCUAGUGGUCAAUUUUGUGGUGUUGCAGAGAUGGUUGGCCCUGUAGAUUUCAAUAGAGACAUGGACUUUUGGCAACAAGAUAAAUGGAGCGGGAGUUUUCUUGUCAAGUGGCAUAUUAUUAAAGAUAUACCAAACUCAAGCUUCAGGCACAUCAUAUUGGAGAAUAAUGAGAAUAAGCCAGUGACUAAUAGCAGAGACACUCAAGAGAUAAUGUAUAAGCAAGGUUUAGAGAUGCUGAAGAUGUUCAAAAAUCACCAACUGAAGACUUCUAUACUUGAUGACUUUGUGUACUAUGAGAAUCGUCAGAAAAUAAUGCAGGAAGAAAAGGCCAGGCGUAUGUUUAAAAGCUUCCAGUCCCCAUUGUUUGUACCAGCAUUAAAUCCUGCCCGUGAACUAAAUGGUCUUGUGCAGCAGUCACUGAACAAAGAUGAUAGUAUGACUGAUCUUAACAGCUUGAAGAAAACUGAGGCAAACAAAUAUGAAAAGAUUAUGAAUCCAAAUUAUCAUAACAUCUGGAAAAAAACCGAGACAAACAAAGAUGAGAAGAUUACGGAUCAGAAUGAAUUUAACAGCUUGAAGAAUGCUGGGACCUCUGCCACUAAGCAACUUUCUUCAGAUUCAAAUGUUACCAUUUCAAGCAGGGAUAAAGAUUCCAGGCAAGAUACAGCGGAUGCAGAUGAUGAUAACGGACCUGUGUUAAAGAUCGGUUCACUUGAUAUAAACCCGACAGGGGUGGAAUCUAAGUUCUCACCAAAUGCUGCUAUCAAAUCUGCUGAUAUUGUCACAGUAGGAUCAAUGCCUGUUAAAGUUAACAGAAUCGCUGAAUCUUCUGGUUAUCUAACAGUGGGUACUAUCCCACUUGAUCCUAAGUCUCUGAAAGUGGACAAAGGUGGUGCUUUGGGUAAACAGGGGUCUCAGUGCUGAUGAUAUUGGAAGGUUUGCCAUUGACUGGGUUUUCUUGUUGAGUUUUUUCUAUAAAAUAGUUUUGGCAUAGCGGAUCACUGUAAAAACGAGAACGGAAUUAUAGGGAUUUGGGCUACAGAAGUUGGAAAAUUCGAAUUGGUUUGGUUGA
This is a messenger RNA of Populus nigra (black poplar), 2612 nucleotides long. Its product is annotated as YTH domain-containing protein ECT4-like. Gene Ontology annotation, biological process: mRNA destabilization. Gene Ontology annotation, cellular component: cytoplasm. The transcript is spliced from 8 exons. The record is from RefSeq and is a predicted model, not a curated record. Lineage: Eukaryota; Viridiplantae; Streptophyta; Magnoliopsida; Malpighiales; Salicaceae. The coding region runs from base 248 to 2464 and encodes 738 amino acids. Gene Ontology annotation, molecular function: mRNA binding.